Aplysia californica (California sea hare) is the source of this 708-nucleotide messenger RNA. RefSeq names its product centriolin. Lineage: Eukaryota; Metazoa; Mollusca; Gastropoda; Aplysiida; Aplysiidae. The record is from RefSeq and is a predicted model, not a curated record.
UUUAUUAAUGAAAAAGUCGUAAUCCUUUUUUUUCUUUCCUUCCUUCAUUCCUUCGUGCAGCUGUGUCAGGAGGAACCGGAGGAGGAGGAGGGAUGGUCGCGGGGUCGGGGGCAGGGGCGGGCUACCCCGUGGGCAGUCAGAUGUACUUCCCGUCCGGCCCGGCCCAGGUCUCGCACUACGGUCCUGGACGUAUGUACCUGCCGGCCGGCGCGGGUCACAGGGGUCAACACCCAGCCCGGAUCUACUACCCCGCCCAGCACUCCAUACCCAUGCCCGCUCCAGGCGGUGCCCCGCCCCCUCCACCCCCCGGGGGCCCCGCCCAACUCAUCAACAUGGGACACAGGUCCGCCCCCAUGACUCCCAUAGCCUCUGGCACGCCUGUCAAAGGCGGAGCUCCGCCCACCGGCUAUUACGACGGCUCCUUCAUGAUGGCUCCGCCCAGCCCCAUACGAGGAUUACAUCUCGGAACUCCAGGAGAAAUUGAAGAAACUCAAAGUGAGACUUGCCAAAGAAAAGGUGAUAUCAAAGAAAGAUAUUGAGUUCAAGGACGUUGAUGGAAAGGUCAAAUCUGCGUCUCAAAGCCUGCAGAGACUACAGACAGACGUGUCAGUACACAGCCAGAGAGAGAAGGAGAUGGUGGAGGCUCUCAGGGACAGUGAGGAUGUGUUAGCUAAACGACGUGGGGAGAUACAGAGGAUGAGAGACCAG